Molecule: messenger RNA, 318 nt
Organism: Staurois parvus
Lineage: Eukaryota; Metazoa; Chordata; Amphibia; Anura; Ranidae
Source: the annotation of a GenBank genome assembly
AAAAACACACACCAAGGCCCUAACUGUGAGUCUGGCCAUUCCUUAAAUACAACCCCUGCAAUCAGCUGCAGGUGUUUGGCUGAUUGCAGGGGUGAGUCUCUGAUUGCUGAGAGCACCCGCUGGCCAGCCCUGGUACUGCAGCCCACAAGGCUGGUGAGUCCCACCAUUAUUGGCAAGUCCAUUCCUGACAGAAGUAGCAGGCUUCAGGAACACAGGCGAGUGAGCUUCUGGCUGCUGAGAGCACCCACUGGUCAGUCCUGGUACUGCAGCCCACACGGCAGGUGAGUCCCACCACCAGUGCUGAGUCCAUUCCUGACA